Molecule: messenger RNA, 354 nt
Organism: Peniophora sp. CBMAI 1063
Lineage: Eukaryota; Fungi; Basidiomycota; Agaricomycetes; Russulales; Peniophoraceae
Source: the annotation of a GenBank genome assembly
AUGCAGGACCCUCACAUCAAGGAGGGUAAGCUACCCUUCCGGUACGGUGGCGAGACGUUCGAGACGUACUACAAGAUUGCCGGCGAGCUCAAGCCGACGUCCGUUCCACUCGUCUUCGUUCAUGGCGCGCCUGGGACGUGCCACGACUACGGCGUGCCGUUGUACGAUCUUGCUGCUGGAGAGAACGCUCGUCCCGUCAUCUUCUACGAGCAAAUCGGCACUUCGCGCUCGACUCAUCUCCUGGACAAACCAGCGACCUUCUGGACAUUCGAGCUCUUCAACGCUGAGCUGCCGAAAGUCGCGCGCGCCGCGCGCCGCGCGGUCUCGGCGUCGAAGGUGGCUAUCAUCUUCUAG